AUGAACAGCGACAACAACAACAUCACCCUUGAAGGCUCUGCCUCAAAAAUCUUCCAAUGCUUUGAAAAUUCUCUUUACUCCAUCCUGUAUCAUCGGGGGAUAUACCCUGCCGACUGCUUUCGUGCAGUCCAUAAGUAUGGCGGCGUCUUGGUUCCGACCCUUGUGGAAGAGCGUAGCUAUGUGGAUAAAACUCUUCCACAGAUUUACGAGUGGCUGUUCGAGCAAGUGCUCAAACAACUUUUGGUGGUUCUCUGUUCCCCAGAGACCGGCGCCGUCAUCGAACGAUGGCAGUUUACCGUCGCACCGUACCGCGACACAGCCGAGUCGUCCGCCGAUGAUGUUCCGGACAUGUCGCAUGCCAUGUUCGUAGAACAGAUGAGCCGAACCCUGCGUCAGAUUGGCGCAAGUUCCUGCAUUCUGCCCGCAUAUGACUUCCAGCCGACCCUCACGCUGAUGUGCGUGGCAGAAGACUAUGUGGAACCGGACGACGACUGGGAGGAUCAAGACCGCGAAGCCUUGGAGAUCGAAGGCGGGGCCUAUGUGCGGCUCAAUUCUAUCGAUGCCGCGGAUCACUGCAUCGAACCUCUGAUCCAUUAUCAAGUCCACAGCUUUGACCACGAAGAAGGUAGCGACCAUGCGCCUGAACUUCCUGCCGCCCAAGAAGGCAAUGUCGUCGAACCUGACGAAGCUGAAUCCGACGGGGAUUCUGAAAGCGCCCCGGACAAUUACAUGGAAACCGACGACGAGUACGAAUGUUAUUGCUUCGGCUACUGA
Messenger RNA from Radiomyces spectabilis, 774 nucleotides. RefSeq names its product DNA-binding protein. The record is from RefSeq and is a predicted model, not a curated record. The transcript has 5 exons. Gene Ontology annotation, cellular component: nucleoplasm; kinetochore; cytoplasm. NCBI's taxonomy places the organism in Eukaryota, Fungi, Mucoromycota, Mucoromycetes, Mucorales, Radiomycetaceae. The coding region runs from base 1 to 774 and encodes 257 amino acids. Gene Ontology annotation, biological process: mitotic spindle assembly checkpoint signaling.